AUGGCCGAACAACCUCGCAUCCUCCGGCCUCGCCCCAGACGAGUCUUCGACGUGACACCUGCGUCCACCGAGUCGUCCGGUCCCCCAACACCCGCCGAAUCCAUGACAGAUUCCCACCUCGGUCUGCACCCCGAAACAGCCUCCAACUCGACCAGUGUAAGCCGUACCGGAUCGGUGAUGAACCUUACAUCCUCCACCCUCUACGGUAUCUACUCGCCCACUGCCUUUGACAGCUUCCGCGACGAGUCCAGCCCCUGGGGCACAGAAGCCAACUCGCCUGCGGCAGAGUACCCGCCUGAGCCGUCGCAGCAUGCAGCUGAGAAAUCAGCUAUUAUGCCGAAGCGAUUGGCGCUGCGGCGCACUCGCUCUCGGUUGAGUCAGGGGCUGUUCCGGGGUGUCAUCUUGCCACAGGCGUUGAGCUCUGUGCUGUUGUUUGGCUUUGGCAUUGCUUACGGUGUUAUCACCGUCAAUCUCCAUGAGAAUCACUGGAUUACGCCUGUCAAGCUGGAGAAUGUUCACUACUAUGAUUCAUGGCAGUAUCUGGGCCUCUGGGGGUUGGUCGGCAUUGCGCUCGGCAAUUUGCUCCCUUGGCUGGACGGGUGGCGUGAGGAGACGGGGGCUGACAAGGAUGGCAGCUCCAACGAAGAAGAAACUGAGGAUCGUACACCCUCUUGGGUGACUGUUGCUCGUAGUGUUGGUGCUUUUGUUGGAAUUGCCUUUGCCAUGCGCAAACUUCCCUGGCAAUCUACCACGCAAGCGUCGCUCACUCUUGCCCUCGCCAACCCUGUCCUCUGGUACUUGAUUGACCGCACGAAGACCGGCUUCGUCCUCUCCUCCACUGUAGGUCUGGCUGGGAUGGGUGCCAUCCUUGGCCUGAAGCCAGAGCUUGUGCCCGCUUCGACCGGUCCGUCAUUCGGUACUGGUGUUCUGAACGGAACAGGACUGGAGACUGCACUAGGCGCUGGAAUUACCCAAGAAAGCCUCGCGGUUCGCGUCUGGAUCGCCAGUGUCGUUUUCUGCGCCUGCGUCUGCUUUGGAAAUGUCGGUCGCCAGCUUGCUAUUGGUGCUGGUGACAGGGAUACCAUGAAGCCGUGA
Molecule: messenger RNA, 1095 nt
Organism: Penicillium salamii
Lineage: Eukaryota; Fungi; Ascomycota; Eurotiomycetes; Eurotiales; Aspergillaceae
Source: the annotation of a GenBank genome assembly